Molecule: messenger RNA, 1818 nt
Organism: Penicillium canariense
Lineage: Eukaryota; Fungi; Ascomycota; Eurotiomycetes; Eurotiales; Aspergillaceae
Product: nucleoporin NDC1
Exons: 4
Coding region: 1-1818 (605 amino acids)
Biological process (GO): spindle pole body localization; nuclear pore organization
Cellular component (GO): spindle pole body; nuclear pore transmembrane ring
Molecular function (GO): spindle pole body-nuclear membrane anchor activity
Source: RefSeq, a predicted model, not a curated record
AUGGCCGCUGCUACCCAGCCCCGGCCGUACAGGCGGAUUCUAACCUCGGCGCUGCACCGGCGAUUUGUGCACGCAUCUGCACUCUCACUCCUUGUUUGCUAUGUCGUCUCAAUUGCAAUUGGCAGCAAGUCAUCGCUCCUCUGGGCAUGGUUCCCUAUCGGCGCAUGCGGGCUACGCGCGUUCCUCCUCUUCAUUUCACCACUCAUCAUAUUCGUUCUCCGCGUCGGCCAGAUGCACCUCGGCUCAAGAACAACACCAUCCUCCCUCAGCACCUUCAGAUAUUUGUUUCCGCUUCAAGUUGCCAAAACCUUUUGCUGUUAUCUUUUCUCGGCUUGGUUGUUUACUGAGGUCUACCUUUGGUCUUCCUCGACAGAUGCACAUCUUGAAAUGGUGAAACGGGGCAGACCGCACGAGCGACCUCAUCUGAAUGAGAGGCCUAUUUACAUCCACACCUACCACCUCCUGUUGGCCUGUACCCAGGCUGUGGUCCACCUCUACUAUGAUUAUGAUCAGAUUCCCAUUCCUGUCACACUACGAUCCUCGAAGUCAACCGAUGAGCGCACACACCAAGUUCUGCCGACCUCGAAAUAUAUCCAGACGGCCCUUCCGCAGAAGGUCAAGUGUGGUCUCGCGAUGAGCGUGACUGUCGCGGGUGCUACUCCGUUCCUGUACCUUCUAUUUCUCCGCCAGACUAAUCUUUUCUUUGCUAUAUUCCUUGGCAAGGAGCCUCUGAAGCGUGGCCAGCCGCUCACGGCGGAUUCGAAAGACCCCAAUGGCAGUUUGCUCUCUGGUCUUAAGGCAAAGAAGCAUAUUGUCAAGGCUUUUGCUCUAUGGGAACUCGGUCUUAUCAGUCAGCGUCAGCCUGACCGUCGGAAGACAAUCUUCAACGAAAUUGACCGCGACAACGGCUCCACUUGGAGCCAGAUUCUGGGUAGCAUAACAGAGGAGAUCCAGGGUAUCAACACACGAAUUGAGGCCAGCAAGGCUCCUAAGCCUGGUGUUAAGCCUCCUGGACAAACAAAUGGCUCUGAGUCCGUUCUGCAGACUCUGCCACGCUUGACAGACGCUCCCAAGGACAAGGACAUCUUCGUAGCGGCGCCAAGGGCGACAUCUCGCCAUGAAAAAUUCGGAGAAGCUUUUGGUUCAACAGCAAAAUCGUAUGGGCAGUCACCAGACUGGACACCCAAGGCCCGCGCCCGCGCUCGUGAGGUCUUCGACCGGGCUUCUACAGCGAUGCUCAGUCCUGAGCGAAAACAAAAGCUAUUGGCUUCCGCGGGGGAGUUGAAGCUCCUUACCGGAGGUCCGUCCACAACCUACAAGCCCGAAGAUGUCCAUCCCAUUAUCGCUCAAGCUCUUCAGUGGUGCCGGCCGUUGCGGCAAACUUAUGCCCAGCGAGCCUCGAGCAUUGUCCUUGGCACCCCUGAAUCCUCUCUUAGCUCAAUUGUGGAUGCAGUUGAUUCAUUGACACGUUUGCUGAUUGCCAGUCUUGCUGAAGAUCAGUACGGCAAAGUGCAAGCUGAUGUCCCGUCAGUGGUCAACCUAUUUACCAAGACCAUUAUGACCCUCGAUGCCUUUGUGCACCAGGGUGGUCUUGACGCACACUGGACAGAUGUCUACUUCCCUCCCUCCAGUCAGCCUGAGGCACAGGCGGAGGCACGGAAGGUGCCUGAUCUGGAGCUGGUGCUUGAUACCCUCAAGAGCGGACUCUCUGACCUUUUGGGAGCCUUCAAGCCCUACCUGCGGGACAUUGGUGUCACUGGCAAAGACCUCCGCCUGGCGAAGGAAGCAGCUGGUGUCGAGGAUGAGGACUCUAUAUGA